AUGGACCAGGCUGAGAAAAUGUGUUUGAAGUUUACAGUAACACUCGCUGUAGUUUUUAUAAUAUUCCCGUGUGUAUCCUCAGCGUCACCUACAGGAAUAUGUCGUAACGGUCUCUAUAAGUUUUGUGAAUGGGCGAAUUGGUUGUCCUGGAGUGGGUGUUCCAAUCUCUGUGGAACCGGCAUUCGCACCCGAACAAAGAUGAUCUGCUGCCCCAAAGAUAUUAAAGAAAGCAACAUCAGCAAGUGCGUGGUGGACUUGUGCAAGUUCUCGAUGGCCCAGUACUGGGAAAAUACUACUUGUACCUCUACCAAGAAUUGUCCAACAGCCGUGAUUUGCAGUCGAACAAGAUGUCAAAAUGGUGGCACAUGUAGGGAUACCAGUCAUGGGUACCAGUGUAGCUGUCCCCCGGGAUUCAAGGGUCGCAAUUGUGAGAGAGCCCCCACAUGUAGAGAUCACCCCUGUAGAAGUGGUACCUGUACAGACACUGGCCAUGGAGUUCAAUGUGACUGUGGAUCCAAACACACCGGUCGUUACUGUGAAACAGUCGUGAAGUGUAGCCCAACACAAUGUCGUAAUGGUGGCACAUGUAAGGAUACCAGCCAAGGGUACCAGUGUAGCUGUCGUCGGGGAUUCACGGGCCACAAUUGUGAAAAGGUUGCAACCUGCAGAGAUAAUCCGUGUCAACAUGGCCGCUGUCGGGAUGCCGGAAGUAGAUACAUCUGUACGUGUGACCCGGGAUACGCGGGACUGAACUGUGAUAGGGUCUUGAAGUGUAGCCCAACACGAUGUCGUAAUGGUGGCACAUGUAAGGAUACCAACCAAGGGUACCAGUGUAGCUGUCCCCGGGGAUUUGCGGGUGACAGUUGUGAAAGAGUUGCAACCUGCAGGGAUAAUCCGUGUCAACAUGGCCGCUGUCGGGAUGCCGGAAGUAGAUACAUCUGUACGUGUGACCCGGGAUACGCGGGGCUGAACUGUGAUAGGGUCGUGAAGUGUGACCGGGCAAACUGUCGUAAUGGUGGCACAUGUAAAGACACCAACCAAGGGUAUCAGUGUAGCUGUCCCCGGGGAUUUGCGGGCGAAAAUUGCGAAAGAGUUGCAACCUGCAGAAAUAAUCCUUGUCAACAUGGCCGCUGUCAGGAUGCCGGAAGUAAUUACACCUGUACGUGUGACCCGGGGUACGCGGGGUUGAACUGCGAUAGGGCCUCCACAUGUAGCGACCACCCCUGCGGAAGUGGUACCUGUACAAUCACUGGUCAUGGAUUUAAAUGUGUAUGUGGAUCCAAGCACACCGGUCAUUACUGUGAAACAGUGGUAUCCUGUAGUGACAAUCCCUGCCAACAUGGCACCUGUAAGGAUUCACCGGUUGGAUUUACUUGUACAUGUGACGUCGGCUACAGAGGGACCACAUGUAACAAUCGUGUGACAUGUAAAGACAACCCCUGUUUACACGGUACCUGUACAAUGAGUGGUGGUGGUUAUUCCUGUCAUUGUCAGGAACUCUUUACAGGGACGAACUGUGAUGUCAUGAUCAAGUGUAGCAGUCUCCCUUGUCAACAUGGUACAUGCCGAGAUACACCACGUGGAUUUCUGUGCUUGUGUAAUCAUGGAUACAGCGGACACAAAUGUGACAGUCGUAAUAUCACCCAAAGUCCUUCAUCGGGAAAUGGGCACGGUGUGUCAACAGUAAACACGCAUACUGUUAUACCAAACAAUGGUCAUCCUCAUGCGCAAUCAACAUCGCGCCAAGGCCCCACCAGUCUUGCUGGGAUACACUACACUUUUCAGAAAUCACAAAAUGGUCACAACAUCGUGGUUUCCACAACACAACAGGGAAUUAGUGCGAAAACAGAUGGAAUAAGAAAUUCAACAUUUUAUCCAAAUCAAAUUAAUAACAAUAUGACGUCUACUCAGAAAACAUUUGGUCAGAUCAAUACCGUACACAGCCACAUAGGAAGCGUAAGUAAGCAAAUAACAACAACAGGAUACACAACAACAACACCACAACAGAAACAAAAAACAACAAAAGAAACUCUCCCUGUCGUUCCUCCCAGUUCAGUUUCUAAUGGUGGAUAUAAUGGGAUGAAUAAUAAAAGUACAUCCGGGCAAUUCAAAUCUACACCUAUAUCUGCAAACGGUCUACCUGGAGUAGGAAAUUCAAUUCUUUUACACACAACACAGCCAUCUAAAAGAACCACGAAAGACAACAAAUUUGGUCAAGGACAUACAAAAUAUCCUUUAGCAAACAACUUCAAUCAAAAUACAAUGGGUUCCACACAUCAAGUUAUCGCCGGCAACUUGACUGGGUUGCAUGGAAGCGGAGGAGGUAGCUAUAGCGGAAAUGGACUUAUGGGAGGAACUGGUAUUGCAGGGAGUGGAUCCGGAAGUGGUGGCCCUGGUCAACGUACACCCAAAGGAAUGAAAAAAACCUGGCCUUUUGGCAUUUUGACGACAGCAGUGGGCGUUGCUCUUGGUCUGGCCGUCCUGACUACCACCUGCAUUUGUUGCUUCUUUCUCUUCAAGCGUUGGUCGGAUGAAAAGAAGAAGAAAAGGAAAAAGUUCAAAAGAUGGGACAAGAAGAUUCGACCACUUCCGCCCACUCGACGACCCCAAAAUAGCCACCGGUUUUACUGAGAACGAACCAUAACAUUAUCUACAUUAUGAUGUUUUCUGUUUUGCUAAUUCUGCUGACGUUAUUGCUAUUAAACAAUAUUUCCUUG
This is a messenger RNA of Ostrea edulis (European flat oyster), 2717 nucleotides long. Its product is annotated as neurogenic locus notch homolog protein 1-like. Gene Ontology annotation, molecular function: calcium ion binding. NCBI's taxonomy places the organism in Eukaryota, Metazoa, Mollusca, Bivalvia, Ostreida, Ostreidae. The record is from RefSeq and is a predicted model, not a curated record. Bases 1 to 2631 code for a protein of 876 amino acids. The transcript is spliced from 16 exons.